Prorocentrum cordatum is the source of this 537-nucleotide messenger RNA. Lineage: Eukaryota; Dinophyceae; Prorocentrales; Prorocentraceae. The record is from the annotation of a GenBank genome assembly.
GAGGACGAGGGCGCGGUCGUGGACAGCGAGGACUUCGUCAGCUGCUUCAACUUGCUGCGGAUGCCACGAAGCUGGGACGGUUUCCUCGUGUAUGAGCGCCCGGUUUCGGGGGCCGUUCUCGGUCGCCGCGCAGAGGACACCUUCCGCGUCUCGCUCACGACGGUGCCGAUGGGUUGGUCUGGCGCCGUGGCCGUCGUCCAGGCGGUGGUGCGCCGCCUCGUUUUUGGCGAGGCGGAGGUCGAUCUGGCUACCGAGGUGGCUAAAUCCAAGGCAAUGGCUGGGCAGGAGUCGCCGGAGCACCGGCGUUUCGUUGGGGUGCGCCGCCGCCUCGGCCUGCCGCUCAACAAGGCCAAGUCGCUCAUCGCUUCUUUCCAGGCGCUCCUGCAGGGCGGGGAGUUCGAGGAGCAGCCGGCAUCUGCGCCCACUGGCGCCGGCGUGGUGGCCGCGGAAGCCGCGCUUCGCCGCUGGGCGGGCCUCGCGUGCUUCUGCGCGGGUUACCGCCGCCCGCUGUUCUCCAUCUUGCAGGACGUCUUCACA